GGGACAAUUUGUAUAUUAGCCUUUUAUUAUAUAGGAUGAUUUAACAGUAUCCACUGAUUUGAUUGGACAGAGAUUUUGUGUGUUUUUUUCAGUCUCACUUAUUCACUGGCUCUAAAUUGUGUUCAAGAUAAUUGGGAUUAUUAGAUAGAAAAUUUCUGUAAAAUCAAGUCAGUUUGUAUUUUAGAUUUUUUAAAGGGCCUUCUAGUCUAUUACUUCAUUGUCUUUUAGGGGCAGGCUAAAAUUAGUUUUUGUUCUUCUUAGUCAUCUGUACUCAUUUUCUAUUCAAAAUUGUGUGGGCUUAAUUUAUCCUUACUGUGUGACUUAGUCUGUUUCAAAUCUUAACUUUUUUGUCCGAUUACAGGGAGCAGAUUUCCCAAAUAAUUGAAGCUGCCUCAUUGUUGACUUAUAUGAUACUUGUUUUAUCUUUAAGUCUUCAUUUUCUUUUAUUGUUCCAUUUAGGCCAUACAAAAUUAUCAACUUAAAAAUUAGCCUGCUCUAUUUGGUCAAACGUUUAAUUAAUUCACCCCUAAUGCCUUGGCAGGGCCGGACCCAAUGAUUUUCUGGGCCUUGUAUGGCCUGCAGGCUGGACAGUCCCCACCCCUGAAUUACAGAGUUAUUUGGAAGAGAGUUUUAAUUUAUGGAUACUGGGUUUGGGCUGUGCGUGUUUUUUUUAAUUUGCUUCUAGCUAUCUGCUGCUAACUUCUCAUUUUUUAUAUCAUGGUCAGAGUAUGUUUCCAUUAUGUUGGUUUGAGUUUUUCCUAAGCCUUAAAAGUUGGUUAGCGUAAAUGUCUGUCUAUAUCUCAACUUUGAAGUCAAGAAACUCAUAGUGAAUUAUUUCAGCACUUGAAAUAAGGGUCAUUUUUAUUGUUGUAGUUUAAAUACUAUAUACCCUGGAGUUUAAUGCCACAUCAUCAUUUAAGCACUGUGGAUAAGAGAAAUAAAUCUAAUGCUUUGAAUUGUCAGGGCUUUUUGUCAUCUUUGUGGAAGGAUAGAAUGAUGUAACUUUCAAAAUAGGCUGAUUUCCCAGUUUGUUUUAAAAGUGUUUGAGUUCCUUAAAUGCGGUUUCUCUGCUUGUAGAACUUCAUACCUCUCAGCCCCGGUGUUCUCCCUCUGCGCGUUUCCUAGGAUUUCCUUGGGAGUUGGAGGGGCUAGCAGCUGUGGCUCCUCCAUGGCCCUCCUUACGCUCUUCACCUUACGCAGUUUAAUCAUAUUUCAGAGAGCAUCUUCCAGAUACUUCCCACUUUCACCCCCAGAAGGGGGGGGCGGGGGGGAAUUAGCUCUUCUUUCCUGAGCUGAUUAUGAAUGGUAUGAAUAAAAAGGAAUAGCAAAAUUAUCAGAAUUAACUCACAUUCUUGAAAAUGGAGAGUGGUGGCAAUUCUAGUGAUUCCUGUAAGAAAAUUAACCAAAUGCUUUUUUUUUUUCUGAAGAGGAAAAGAUGUUUUAAAUUAUUGCCCUUUUAUUUCCUAUUGAGUUCCCUAUUUUUCAGUGUUCUUCUAGGUCUUUCAAUUGCAUUGAAGAGAGAUCCUCUGAUUGGUUCUAAUGUCUUUUACCCCCACCCUCUGUUUAAUAAAAACAUCUGCAGGGAACAUUCUUAUUCAAAAUUGAGGUUUGAGUAAGAUUAGAUUCAGAGUAUAGGUAAUAUAUGUUUAAAGUACGGUGUUGAAAACACAUCAGGAAUCCAGCAUAUAAGAAAAAUGUCACAAAAUUGAUUUUGUGAUUUUAGUUGAAGUAGGAAAUUUGAAGGCUGGCCUUGGUGGCGGGGAAGCAGGAGCCAGGUUGGCAGCUGUGGCUUAGCUUGGAGACCCUCCAGUGGUGUGAUAGCACCUGAGUGCAGACAAGGCAGGUGGAGAACGCACGCGGAAACUCCUGAGUGACAGCCAGAAGCCAGGAUGCCAGUUUGGCAAGCAGCGGGCUAUCAGGUGCUGAGUCUUGGGCCUGAUCAUUCCUCAGAAUAACAGAUGGGUCGUAAAUGUUUAUUUCCUACUUUGAUAGCAAAUGAGUACUUAAGUUUCAUGUGCAUUUUAAUUGGGUACUUAUUUGAUGAUGAACACUUCAAAUAGGCAGGACAGUUCAGCAUGGAUUUACAUUUGGCCAAAGUUCUGAAAUAAUUUUCUUCUCACUGUGUAUAGCCUCUUACUCAGCUUUUCGUAUUAUCUCUUUAAAAGAUAAUAAGAGCCCUGACUGGUGUGCUCAGUAGUUAGAGCAUCGACCUGCUUACCUGAAGGAUCAUGUGUUUGAUUCCUGGUCAAGGGCACAUACCUCAGUUGGGGGUUCGACCAAUAGAUGUCUUUCUCAUAUCAAUGUCUCUCUCUCUCCUUUUUUUCUUUCCCACUCUCCCUUAUACUCUCUAAAAAAAUCAAUGUGGGGAAAAGAAUACAUUAUGCUUGGGUAAGGCUUAACAGGAUAAAAAGAUAAUCAGAAUUAUAUUAUAAAAUAAAAUAACCAAAUACUUCUUUUAGAAAUAAUGGAUCUGAAGACUGACUAAUUUGUUUAAUUGCCAAAUCUUUGCUUCCCACUAAAGUAACUUUUUGCUUACCAAACCCACUGGGUUAAGAACCUUUCCCAAGAGUGAGAAAGGUAAGCUGAUUCUAUCCUCCCUGUACCUGCUUCUGCCCGUGCACAUGGUCACCCACAUAUCAACACACACAAGUGAGGUGGAGGUCAGGUCAGGCAUAAGGAAGGAAAUCCAGGGACCAGAAGUAUGCUGAGAUUCUUAUAUUUAAGUCUCUUUAUCUAACCAUUAAAUGGUCAUUUGGUUCAAGAAGCUAUUCUUACAAUAUCAAUCACCCCUUCCUUCAUACAGUAAACCCUCGAUUUUCAGACCUCAGUUUAACAGACUUCUGAUUUAACUGACAAAAUUUCCAGUCCAUAUGUCAUAUGUGAAAAUUAACACCCUGUUAAUUUUAAAAAGCUUUUAACCAAGAUUUGCUUAUAAUUAAAUUGACAGGGUGUUUUUUGUUAUGAAUUCAGUUAUUUUUAACAGAUUUUAGCAAAUAGGCCAUAUGUUGGAGAAAAAACUAGUAAUUUCACCGACAUAAAUAAAAUUACAUAUCUACAACUAUAGUCUACAUAUUUAUAUUCCAGAGUCACAGCUCCUAAGCAGUGUUUGGGAAAUGAUUAGCACGUGAUCACGCGAGGCGAGGCGAGUAGUAAUUGGUUCUGUUGUCACAUGGCAUGGGGUGACUUUCUGCGGCAGUUUUACCGCUGGUGGAAGUGGUUCUGACCUGCCCUGAGCCACGCCCCAACUGUGCGCAUUUGUUUACUCGAGGGGACUGGUCAAUGCACCCAUUUACUGACCUAUUCAGUGUAAAUGUAAAAUGACAGUAAUACAUAUAGAAAGCUUUUCUGUGAAAUUAAACUUUUCAUACAUACUUAAUUUUAAUCGCACAAACAUGUCUAUAUAAGUAAUAACAGGUAAACUAAUCUGUCAUUUUUUAACAUACGCAUUUGGAAAAUCUACUUUAUUAUAUAACGGACUUUAGCUUUAAUGGACACACCCUCGCUCGAAUUAGUCCGUUAUAUCGAGGAACCAUACUUUAAUGCUUAAUAAUUGCUUUAAGCUUACACGUAUCCCAAUACCCGCACUGAUCUUUCAUUUGGAGUUUUGACUUUUGGUGGGAGAGAGAUUGGAAGGAGCAACAGGAUGAGAGUAUUUAGACUGCCAACUGGCAGCAGUGAGCCUCUAGGGGUCUUAAGAGCUGGGGAGGAAGAUUGCAGAUGGGUUGGAAAAGGAGGCAGAAGCGACACCAGCUCACCUCCUGCUCUCUGAGGACUGGCAGGUCCUGCCAGGGGCCUUUCUCACCGUUCACUCUUCACUCCCAGGGAGUCCUGGCCCGUGGGUCUCCUAGAGGCUGGGAACGACUGGCAAGGCUGAGGGGGUAGACAGAGGAGCCCUUCCCUGCUCCUUUUGGUUUUCACCAAGUUAUUAUCCCUUUCGUUAUUCUCAUUUGUUCAUUUAGUCAUUCAUAGAUAUGCAUCACUUUUUCCUCUCCUGCCCCACUGAAUCCGUUCUCCUGGUUUAAAGUUCUAACGGGGAAAAAAGAGAAAAUGAAAAACUUAUCCUUCCCUAUCACCCUCCAAACUAUCUUUCUAUAUCUUAUUCCUUUCCUGUCAUACUUAUUAAAAGAACACUUAUACUACCAUCUUUUUCAGCACACUCUUACCAGGUUUUUUUUUUUUUUUCUUAAUCAGGAGUUUUUAACCUGGAUUCUGUGGUUCCCCUUUGCUAUGGAUAUGAGUUUGGGCAUUCUGUGAUGCUGGGAAUACGGGGUGCUUUGCAUUCAGGAAUACAGAAAAAGCAGCAAAGUGGAGUCAGGUACACGGAACAGCUUCAUGGGCUUGAAGGAUCAUCUGGGGCACGACCUAGGCCACCUUUGUGUGGAGAGCACUGACCCACAUUUAAGCACAUCUGUACCUUGGCCAAUGGUAGAAAAACCAACAAUGGAUAAAGUUAAUUCCGGGAAGGCAGAAAAGGAGGUGUCUGAAGAGAACGCGAGCUCCGGUGACUCUGAAGAAAGCACAAAUUCUGAUCAUGAGUCGGAACAAUUGAGUAGCAUUUCGGUAGAGCCAUGCUUACUAACCAAGACUCACAGACAACUCUGUAGGUCUCCCUGUUUAGAGCCUCAUGUCCUCAAAGGCAGUGAAAUCUUACAAGACUUUCCACCCGAAGAGCCCCAGACCACACCCAAGGAAGUGAAGAAACCCCCUGACGUGGUGCGAGAAUACCAAACAAAACUGGAGUUUGCACUUAAGUUAGGUUAUUCUGAAGAACAAGUUCAGCUUGUGCUGAACAAACUUGGUACCGACGCUUUAAUCAAUGAUAUUUUGGGAGAACUUGUCAAACUUGGAAAUAAAAGUGAGGCUGAACAAACAGUUAGUACAGUGAACAGUAUAAUGCGGGAAACGUCGUCCCUGGAAUCUCAGCGGUCUGAUUCUCCGAUGCAAGAGAUUGUCACCGAUGAUGGAGAAAACCUGAGACCGAUCGUUAUUGAUGGCAGCAACGUGGCAAUGAGCCACGGAAACAAAGAAGUGUUUUCCUGCCGAGGAAUAAAGUUGGCAGUGGACUGGUUUUUGGAAAGAGGCCACCGAGACAUCACUGUUUUUGUUCCUGCCUGGAGGAAAGAGCAGUCCCGGCCUGACGCUCUCAUUACAGAUCAAGAAAUUCUUCGUAAAUUAGAGAAGGAGAAAAUCCUGGUGUUUACACCGUCCCGGCGAGUCCAGGGCAGGCGGGUGGUGUGCUACGAUGACAGGUUCAUCGUGAAGCUGGCUUUCGAGUCCGACGGUAUAAUUGUGUCCAAUGAUAACUACAGGGAUUUGGCUAAUGAAAAACCAGAGUGGAAGAAGUUCAUAGAUGAGCGAUUAUUAAUGUAUUCAUUUGUCAAUGACAAGUUCAUGCCCCCUGAUGACCCUCUUGGCAGGCACGGUCCGAGCCUGGACAAUUUUCUGAGGAAGAAACCUAUUGUUCCCGAACACAAGAAGCAGCCUUGCCCAUAUGGAAAGAAGUGCACCUAUGGGCACAAGUGCAAAUAUUAUCACCCGGAAAGGGGCAGUCAGCCCCAGCGGUCGGUGGCCGAUGAACUUCGUGCCAUGUCAAGAAACACGGCUGCCAAGACUGCAAACGAAGGAGGACUGGUGAAAAGCAACAGCGUCCCCUGCAGCACCAAGGCUGACAGCUCUGCCGACGGCAAGCGAGGCGCCCCAAAGAGGCAGUCGGACCCCAGCAUCAGGACUCAGGCCUACCCAGACCUAGAGGAAAAGCUUCCCACCAAAAAUAAAUUGGAAACCAGGUCUGUACCCUCCUUAGUGAGUAUACCGGCUACUUCUACUGCAAAACCCCAAAGCACUACAUCUUUAAGCAAUGGCCUUCCAUCUGGAGUUCAUUUCCCACCUCAGGAUCAAAGACCACAGGGACAAUAUCCUCCAAUAAUGAUGACAACCAAAAAUCAUGGAACGCCAAUGCCUUACGAACAGUACCCCAAAUGUGACUCCCCUGUUGACAUUGGGUAUUAUUCCAUGUUGAAUGCAUAUUCAAAUCUGAGUAUCUCAGGCCCACGAAGUCCUGAAAGGCGUUUUUCCUUGGACACAGAUUAUAGGAUCAGCUCUGUAGCCUCUGACUGCAGCAGUGACGGGAGCAUGAGCUGUGGGAGCAGUGACUCGUACGUGGGCUACAACGACCGGUCCUACGUCAGUUCUCCCGACCCACAACUCGAAGAGAAUUUAAAGUGUCAGCAUAUGUACCCUCACAGCCGCCUUAAUUCCCAGCCCUUCCUGCAGAGUUUCCACGACCCCUUAACCAGAGUGCAAAGUUACAGUCACGAAGAACCAAAGUACCAUCACAAGCCGCCUCUUCCCCACCUGGCUGUGCACCUGCAGCACCCAGCGGUGGCAGCCCGGUCCAGCUGUCCUGGCGAGUACCCCUCUCCGCCGAGUUCAGCACACAAGGCACCACACCUGGGGCGGUCCUUAGUGGCCACGAGACUAGACAGCAUUUCUGACUCUCGGCUGUAUGACAGCUCUCCUUCAAGACAGAGAAAGCCUUACUCCCGCCAGGAGGGGCUGGGGAGCUGGGACAGGCAGGGGUACGGGAUUGACGCCUACGGCUACCGGCAGACCUACUCCUUGCCUGACAGCUCCACGCAGCCGUGCUAUGAGCAGUUCACCUUCCAGAGCCUCCCUGAGCAGCAGGAGCCCCCCUGGCGGAUUCCGUACUGCGGGCUGCCACAGGAUCCCCCGAGGUAUCCGGACAACCGAGAGAAGAUCUACAUCAACUUGUGCAACAUCUUCCCACCUGACCUUGUGAGAAUUGUCAUGAAAAGGAACCCUCACGUGACAGACGCCCAGCAGCUAGCCGCAGCCAUUUUAGUGGAGAAAUCGCAGCUGGGCUAUUGAAAGAUGAUGCAUCUUUGUGGUGUUUAGUAGUUUUUUGUUCAGCUCAAAUGCUGAGGGAGGUUUGCUACAAUAGCACAUGUGAUCUCCUUCUCAGCAAGGAGGUUAUAUAGUAUCCAUUUAUGUGAAAUACUGUAUCAUGGAACCUGUAUGUAUAGCCCCACAUAGUGGAAGUAUCACGGGAUUGCUUCACAUUCAAACGUUUUUUUAACAUUUCCUUUUUAAAGCUAUAUCCUUGGCUGGAAAUUUUUCCAGUUUGAUUUAUUAGAUGUGAUCUUUGAUAUUAAUCUUUGGUGCAUCAGGGGUUUAUAUGCAGCACUUUUUAUCCUUAUUUCAUGUUUUAUUAACUUGGUGUUUCUCUAUCAAUUGCAAGCAAUUACAAUACCUUCAGAAUGUUGAACAUUUGACUAGACCUAGCAAACUAUUUUUUCAAGCCAAGCUUAAUUGAAUCUUUUACAGCUUUUUAAGUUAUUUUUAUUUGGGGAAAGUGGGCUUCUUUGUGCUAUAAUCAUUAUUUAUAGAAACAAAGAUAUACUACAGCACUGACUAUAUUUUAAACAAAUGUAAGUUACCAGUUUAUGUUGAAAUGGGUAACAGUAUAUACUAGAAUGAUUUAUAAUAUGGCACUUUUUAUUGUUUUAUUUUUGUUCAGAUUUUUUUUUUGUCUGUUACGUAAUUAGUUAAUUUAAUAUGGCAGAUUUGAAGGAAAGCAGAUGCAAUCAAUGGGAAAAAAAUGUUUCCAUUUUUAUUUUAUGAAUAAGGCAAAAGCCGUAACUUACAGUUUCGAGCUUUGCAAUCCAGCUAUGAUGUGCUUCUAGAUAGUAGAAAUGGAAUUGAAUUCCUAGAUUUCCAUUGACCUGUAUUUUUAAUGUGUUUGUCUUUUUGUUUGGGGGCACAACAAAACUGGAUAAAGUAACCCUUUCGCAGUACUUGCCUGUUUUUAAUGAAUCUAAUUAUUCUCAAUGCAACUUUUAUAUUUAAUAUACUCUCUAGCUUUCCUGCUGUUUAUCAAGGCUGGCCUGAGGUGGUUUUAUGUGUUGAGAAUAUGCAACACUUAUUGAUACUGCACUAUGGAAAUGGCGAUGGAGGAGUUGUAAAUGGUAACUUAACAUUUUUGUAAGAUACUGUAUAUUUUCCAUUUUCCUGAAGGUUGUUUUAUGGGGGGGGGGGGGCCUAUUAUAUUAUUAAGGCCAGAUUCUUGCCACAAAUAGUGUAGUUUUAGAUACAGACUAAAGUCUGUUUUAGUAUUAGUAAGGGAUAUUUCUGGUUUCAAAGUCAUGGGUUUUGCUAGAUGCUAAUUCAUUUUCAUCAGUUAGAAGGUAGAUACUGCGAUCAGUGGCAGACAGUUGUGUGAUUGGUAUGACUUGCCUGUUGCCUCCAGUUUUUGAAUUUUACGUAGUGAAUGACUCGUUCCGAUCUGUUUCCUCAGUCUGCCAAGAUGCCCUGGGUAUUCUGAUUACUCCACAUGCUACAGUUCGAAGGAAAACCCUGAAAAACCAGAAAGUACCUUUUACUGUUGAUACAAAUUGUAUCUUUUUAACUAUAAGAACUUUUUGAUUUGUAGAUCUAGUUAAAACACAAAAGUGUAACAUGAUUAGACUUUUGGGCAACAUUUUAUCCCUUAUUUAAAUACAAAUUUUUUUAAGUAAAAUUGAGAUCUAGAAUAGGGUAGAAAAUUAAAGUAACAAUUUAGGUAAAUAAAAGUGUCUGUCCUAGUUUUAUAUAAUAUAUUAAAGUAUAUUAAAUAAAUUUAUUGGCAUUUUCUUUCUCCUAAAAACAUCUAGCGUGAACUUAAAAUAAAGAUAAAAUGCUGCCUGAAAAUAAUGUCCAAGCACCUUUGACUAGGAUAACAUUUUCACUACUUGUGUGACACUGUGUGUUGCAUGAAGUAGGGUUUGGGUAUACAGUAAAUGCUUCUAAAAGGCAUUGUGCAUAUUGACAUAUCCAAUAAUCUGAACCGUGUUCAGCAAACUUAACCCAGGAAAGUGGUGUUCUACACAGUUGCUGCUGUUGUUGUUUGAAGCAAGUGUGGCUCUCGUCUGUAACUAGAAAGAAUGCGAAGGAAGCCACACACCAUUCCGGGCGGUGUCUGCCAGGGCGCCCCCUCGCCUGUGAACCUGUUCUCCUUGUUUCGUGGUCACGCUCUGUAGGACAAGCUUAGAUGCAGAGGCGAAACCAGUGCCAAAAUAGGGUUACAAAUGCAUGGUACCUUUUAUCUCAGUCAUAUUCCAAGUCUUUUUCUUAUUUUUUAGUGUGAAAUCACUUUUAAAAUGUACAUGUAGUUUUUGCUUCCAUUUUCUUAACUUUAAUAUCUCAAUUGUUUGGAGAUGCUGGCAAACAUUACUCAAUUUAUUUAAGUGAGAUUUUAGGUGAAAUGUAUAUCACACCUUUAAUUGUACCUUCUAAAUGUUUUUAGCUAACUAUCUGUCAUUGCUUCAUGGAUUUUAGACUAUGGGGAAUGGGGGGCUUGCCGCGCCUGUCCUGAGUGGAGAGCUCUGAGCUGCCCACACUGAAGCCCUUCAGUGUAAGUGUAAGUGAAGAUACAGCCAUUUUCUUAUGACGAGAGGACAAUUUGCCGCCCCUCUCCUUCCCCUUUUAUUGAAGCACCAGUGUUGCUUUCAGAGCUUAAGAAUCAGGUAUUUGGCAGACUUUAGAUACAUCCAAUUCUUAAUUAUCUAAAGCAAUAUGUAAAAGGAUCCACCGUUAAAAUAAACCCAUAGCUGAAUCCAAACCUUUAAUUUAGCCAAAACUUUUACCUUAAUCCUAUCUUUUACCAGACUCGCUAAUAAAUAAGAGAGGUGGUUAGUAAGUAGUGAAGCUGCCAGGAGAAAGGAUUCCGGUUGGAAUUUUCUGAAAGUUGACUGUACUUUACACAGCAAUUAGCCAGUUCAUUGUUUCUGUGUCUUAGUACAAAGGGAAUAGUCCCCAACUGGCCAAGAACUGGCCCUUCGUAUUUCCUCCUUUCUCGCAUGUGAUAGGUAAGUUUUCAGGCUCCUUUUAUGGCCUCUGUAUCCCUAUAGAGUUUGUCAUUGACCUAAACAUUGGAAAGAAAUGCAAACCAGUAUAAAAUAUUUGAUGCUGGUAGAAACUAGAACUUUGUGUUUUCAUGAGAAUUCAUUUAUAAGCAUAUGUAAUAUAACUAAAAAGAAUGUUUAUGUAUAUACAUACUUGUUAUGAAGUAUUAACAAUGAGAGGGUGUUAGAAUUUUGAUGGCUGACUUUUCCUUGGUUGAACUGUGUUUCCUUGAUCUGUGCAUGCCCAAGUCUGGAGUCCAGGUGACCAAUGAUGAGAUUUGGAAACACUUGAAUGGAAAGUGACUUUUCACUGGCUUUAUUUCUGGUAUUUUUAAAGACUUAUUUUGAUAAUUUUAAUAGAGUGUGUAACUUUAAAACACACGAAAGAAAAACUUUAAAGUAGUAUUGAUUAUACAGAUAAUUAUUUAACAUACCUUUUAUGGAUGUAUCUAUAUGUAUAUAGACAGUAAUAUAUUUAUAAAACAAAUAUACUUUAUGUUUAGCUGUCAGUUUGUGGUAGGUGGGAGGGUGGCUGUGUGUGUGUGUGUGUGUGUGUGUGUGUGUGUGUGUGUGUGUGUGUGUAAAACUAUCGAGCUGUGUUUCCUGGUUGAAGGGCAUUUGCCCUAAGGUAUAUUUGAUUUGGGUUAUUCUUUUUGCUAUCCAACUUCCUUCUUCAUGAUGAAAUAAGAUGCACAGUUUUCUGGCCAUUCUGUUAGUGGAUGGCCCACCCAUUUUAUUAUCAUCCAACUCCCAAAGCAUUCCAGAGUGACCAGAAGUCAAACAGGUCAUAGCCAUAGGGAGUGCUUAUGUUCGAAAUACAUUAAAUAUGGGAGCCCGGCUAGGAUGUUGGCUUCCUAGGUAUAUACCAACAAAUACAACUCAGUAUAAAAUACAUGAACUUCAUACAUGUAUUAGAAUAGAGAACGGGUGUGGAAGUAGAGGAACAUUCAUUAAUUUAGAUUAGUCUGGGAAACCCCCUAGACAAAGAUUGACAAAUUUUUUCUAUAAAGGAUUGGCUAGUAAAUAAUUCAGGCUUUGAGAAUGAAUGAUAUGGUCUCUGUAAACUACUUACCUUUGCCCCUACAGCAUGAAAUUAGCCACAGACAAUAUAUAAGUGAGUCAGUGUGGCUGUGUGCAAAGAAAACUUAAUUUACAGGAACACGCAGUCAUUCAGAUUUGGCCUGUGGGCCACAGUUUGCUGAUCCCUGCCCUACCGGGAGAAAACAGACAUGUUAAGCAUUAAAUUCUGAUAUAUGUUAAGAAAUAAUUGUAUUUCAGUUGACAUAGAAAGAAAAUCAUUUAUUAAUGGCCUUCAAAAGAAGAAUGUGACACAAUCAUAUUAAAGCAUCUUAAUUCAUUUAUGGGUCCUACCAGCUCGUACCUAUUAUUUAUUAGUGAGAUUUCUUAUGUUUAACCACCAAAAAUAAAGCAUUCUGUAAAAAGGUAUUUUAGUAAGUAUUGAAAUUUUUUCAUGAACUUUAUAUUUCUAUUGAUAAAUGGGACUCCCUCACCUACCUUUUGUUUCUUAAGGGCCUCAUGGACCAAAAAUUCUGUUGUAUUUUGAAAAUUAGCAUAUAAUUAACCACAAAAUAUUUUAAAGACUGCAUCUAUCAGUUACAUUUUUCUGCUGGUUUUUGACUUCUAAAAAAUGGAUAGAUAGGCCCUUCUUUAAAAAUUGUUUUAAAGAAGAUAAAUAUAUUGUAAUUUCAGAUACUAUAUUCUGUGAGGUUACAAAUUGUGACUAGUAUAAUGGUAGCUAAAAAGUGAAUGCAUUGACUGUAUUGGUGUCUCUAUAGGAAACAGAGUGUAUCGCUGCUUUCGCUGUCCAAACCUUCGGUGUAGAUUUUUUAAAGAUGCCUUGGGACAGCCCUUGGUGAAUGGUAUUCUUAACAUGAUCAUGUGUAAUUUUAAAUUCAAUGGACGCACACCCUGCAGAGCAUGUGCAUUCAGUGUUCUAUAAAUUGUUACGUCAGUAACAUCAUUGCCAUCAGUCUUGAACGUUGCAAUCCACUUAAGUAGUCAUACUUUCUUAUAAAAUUGGAAUACAACUCAAGCUUUUACAGUAACUGGUUACUUAACAUUUUUACUUGAAUGCGUCUAUUAACCUGCUUUUUACUUCCAUUACAGUAAUACUGUUGUAUGUUAGGAGUGGCUUUUCCCCAAAGUCCUUAGUCUUUCAGAUUUAAAAACAACAUAAAGUUUUGACCAUUAGCAGUUAAGAAAGUGUCUGCGCAUAUUUUAAUUGUUUAUAACAUUUGUAACGUUUCACUUUCUAAACCAUGGACCCAGUUUGCCGAUUUUCCGUCCGGACAUCUCAGAUGAAUAACAAAUGGUUGUACAUGAAAGCUUUUGAACCCAUUCUUAAUGCCGCUUGUGUCUCAAGAGAAAAGGACAUUGGAGCAAUGGUUUGUUUUUGUAAAGAAUAUGUUUUAGAUUUCCUUAAAAUUAUAAAUUUCCUAGCUGAGACGGAACACCCACAAACAUGCAGGCUUCUGCAGGUGUGCACACAGCGUUGCAGGCGAGCCAGGUGACUGAUGUGGUCUUUCCUUUUCCAAAGCCUAGUUGUAUGCGGACAGCAGUUUCCGAUCGGAUCCUUCAAACCUUUCUUAUAGGAAAAUAAGGCAGAGAACAUCCUUAGAACAACCAUUUGAUCAACUGAUGUGAUUUCUGUUUAUCCUGUGUCUGUUCUGCGUGUUUCUGUAAUGGAAUUUUUACAACUCCAAAAAGCAGUAUUUUAGACCUACUGGAAAUCGUAUCAAAACGGCUAUGUGAUUCUGCCUCUGAGAAAAAAUAAUUAAAAAAUUCAUUUUUCUUA
Molecule: messenger RNA, 12714 nt
Organism: Myotis myotis
Lineage: Eukaryota; Metazoa; Chordata; Mammalia; Chiroptera; Vespertilionidae
Gene: ZC3H12C
Product: zinc finger CCCH-type containing 12C
Exons: 6
Coding region: 4333-6888 (851 amino acids)
Cellular component (GO): nucleus; cytoplasmic ribonucleoprotein granule
Molecular function (GO): mRNA binding; metal ion binding; RNA endonuclease activity
Source: RefSeq, a predicted model, not a curated record